Molecule: messenger RNA, 914 nt
Organism: Diabrotica virgifera virgifera (western corn rootworm)
Lineage: Eukaryota; Metazoa; Arthropoda; Insecta; Coleoptera; Chrysomelidae
Exons: 4
Coding region: 282-914 (210 amino acids)
Source: RefSeq, a predicted model, not a curated record
CGUUUUUUUUUUGACUUUCACUGCCGGCCAAAAUAAUGUCGUACAUGGGCUCACUUGGCCCGGAGUUAUAAAUAAGAAUAAAGGCUCCCCCAAACCAACGCGAAUUAUUCGCAGCGGAUUCGUGACGGAAAGUUCGCAGUCGAAUUCCUGACGGAAUUCGUAAAGAACCUCAUAUUGAAGCGAAUAUAUUCGCGUCAUACUCGUAUGUGUCUAGUAUUGAGAAGAGUUGGUGACAACGAAAAACAAAGAAUACUACUCAGUGAUCUCAAUUCUUCACAAAAAUGUAUACAUCAUCAGAUGAAGAAGAAGCUCUUGUAAUGUUAGCAAUGGAGGACGACAAUUCAAGGAAAAGAAGAAAAUGGGUUCAUGAUAUCAAUCUAGAAAGACUGAAAUGUGGGGAAUAUCACACGCUGAUGCCUCAAUUACGAAAAGACGAUAAAAGAUGCUACAUUUAUUUUAGAAUGACAAUAGAUUGUUUCGAUGAACUGUUGCACCUUGUAGAAAAUGAUAUUAGAAAAUCAGACACGAAUUACCGAGAAGCUAUUUCUCCCGAAGAACGGUUGGCCAUAACAUUAAGGUAUCUGGCUACCGGAGAUACAUUUUAUACAAUAGGUCAUAGUUUUAGAGUCGGGUUUUCGACUGUAAGUGCCAUAGUUGUAGAAGUUUGUGAAGCUUUAUGUAGAAAUUUGCAACAUAUUAUUUACUUGCCCGAACCAACUACAGAAAUAUGGAAAAAAUCUGAAGAAGGUUUUAGAAAUACCUGGCGAUUCCCAAAUUGUAUUGGUAGCAUCGAUGAUCCACCAGAGCCUGAACUUGGAGCAUUUCAAAAUUUGGACAAUGACCCAAGGAGAGCUGCAAGACUGGCAUUUUCUGUUCGAGAAAAAUUUGCCACGUAUUUUAAUUCAGGACUAUGA